AUGAAACGAGAGAGUAGAUCGAGAGUGAAUUCCAAUAUGUCUAGAACCAUUCCAUUUCUUUUCAAAUUAGUUAACAGGGCAGUAAUUUUACCUACGGCAGGUUUUACGCUGGGAGUUGGCGCAUUUGUAAAGGCAUGGCCGGAUGAUGCUGGCGUCCUAUCAUUGAACGAUCCGCAAACGCCGGCAGAGUUGAUUAGUGCAACUAAGAGCCGGCAACCUAUGGAGCUACAGAGAAUUGAUAUUCUCACUCAAAUCGAGAAAAGCGAAGUCUACAACAAACUAGCCCAGGAUGAUAAGAUGCACCAUGUCUUAUUUAGUGAGAAAAUACCUAGCGGACAUAGGGAAUACCAUGUAGGACAAGGCCUCUUGUUCGGUAAAGGAAAGCUUGAAAUUGAUCCUUUGGUUUUCCAUGACUUGAAUCAUGGUGAAUUGACCGUGAUUUAUCAUUUAGGCGCUGAGUUAGGAAACCGAGACGGUAAUGUUCAUAAAGGUUUACUGUCAUUGUUGCUAGAUGAAGCAUUAUGUUAUUGUGGCUUUCCUCUGUUGCCUAGCAAAAGAGGUGUAACUGCAAGACUGUCCCUAGAGUUUCUUGAGGAUAUUCCUGUGGAUACUACGAUUAUGUUAAAGGCAAGUGUCAAGGAGAUCAAAGGUAGAAAAUGUAUCAUUGAGGGGCACUUGGAACAGUUUCCAUCGGAAAGUCCUUCAAAAAAUGGAAUCAAAAAUUGGAACUUACUCCGCAUUUGGGGUUCCAAUGAUAAACGGGAGGUGGCAAAGAAAUUUGCCAAUGCCAACUGCGUCCUUGUUGAGCCUACUUGGUUCAAGUAUUUCAAAUGGCUUGAUAUGUUUUGA
This is a messenger RNA of Saccharomyces paradoxus, 849 nucleotides long. RefSeq names its product Mrx3p (gene MRX3). The transcript has a single exon. The record is from RefSeq and is a predicted model, not a curated record. Lineage: Eukaryota; Fungi; Ascomycota; Saccharomycetes; Saccharomycetales; Saccharomycetaceae. Bases 1 to 849 code for a protein of 282 amino acids.